GCAAAUGCCAAAUAUAUUUUACCAAUUGUUGAGACAUCAUAAAGUUAUAUAUGCUAUAGAUAAUCGUUGAGAAUCUUUCCUUUGUUAAGAAUCGAAUAAAUAAAGUCAAGGUUAGAAGGUGUAUUCGGCGGUAUUAAUAAAGGAAAAAUGUCUUUAGAACAAUAUGUUUCAGAUCAAGCAAUUGCGCUUCUAGGGAUGUCAGAACCAUCAGUCGUAGAGUAUAUAAUCGCUGAAGCAUCCAAUUCGCGUAGCUCACAAGAGCUGUUCCAAAAAUUAGUGGGAUUUGGAAUGGAAGAAGCCGAUUCUAAAGUACGUGAAUUUGCUCAUUCUCUAUAUUCUAGGAUACCAAAAAAUAAAGAAAGGAUAUCAGAUGAAGCAUACAACUAUAGAAAAAAGCGACAGAGAGAGAUUUUGCAAAUGGAGAACCAGAAUGCGAAAUACGAACUGCUUUUGGAACCUCAACAAGAAGAGCGGUCAGCCCGUUUACCGCAGUCGGAUUCACGGAAACGUAAAGAAAGACGUAAGGAACAUAAGCAGGGUUUUUUAAGACGCAGGCAUGAUGAUGAUGAAUGGCAAAGUGAUGAAUAUGAAGAAGAAAUCUCGAAUACUGUAACUGAUCACGAAGCGAAACUUCCACUGGAAGAACAAACAGCUGUGGUUGACUCAAAUGUAAAAGGUAACGAAGAAGAUGAACGAAUGCAUGACUUGAGAGAGAGAGAAGAGUUUGAGGAGCGUUUAAGAAAAAAAGACUUGAUGACCUCGACUCGAGAAUUGGUAGAAGAUUACUCUUCAAAGCUUUCUUCUGAAGAAAUUGCUUUAAGAAAGCUUGCGGAUGACCCAGAUUCUCGAGAACGACUAGCUGCCGAAUUACGUAAAAAGUCUCGUCAGCAUUAUUUGAAGCCAAGAGCUCAACAACAGUUGGAGCUUUUGAGAAGGGAAAUUCAAGAUGAAGAGCUUUUAUUUGCUGACGAACAAUUAACAAAACGCGAAAUCCAUGAGUUGGAAAAGAAAAAGGAGCUAUUAAGGAUUGCUGAAGAGCGCAUCAAUUUAAAUGCUCAAGCUGCAGAAUAUCAAAUGCCUGAAGAUUACUUCACUGAACAAGGAAAGCUAGACAGAAGACGAAAAGAAGCUGUUUUGCACCAACGAUACACGGAUGCCAAUGACGAGCGUCAGCCUAGUGCCCCGUUUGGUGCUGCCGAACAAGCGCAGUGGGAAUCCCAACAAAUAUCUAAAGCUCUUGUUUAUGAAGAUAAUCUCAAGGCCCCCAACCAAGAAAAGAGAUUUGAUUAUGUUUUUGAUGAUUCACAAAAAAUUGACUUUCUUUUAGAGUCCAAUUUACCUGGUAAAUCUAUCGCAGGUGCUGAACCAUCUACUCCUGCACUUUCCUCAGCCGAAUUAAAGGCUCUUUCCAUGGAAGAAACCAGAAAAUCUUUGCCCGUUUAUAAGUUUAAGGAUGAUUUAUUGAAGGCAAUUGAAGCUUACCAAGUUUUGUUGGUUGUAGCAGAGACAGGUUCAGGAAAAACCACUCAGCUACCCCAGUUUCUGCAUGAAGCCGGAUAUACAAAAAACAACAAAAAGAUUUGCUGUACACAGCCACGCCGUGUCGCUGCCAUGUCUGUUGCUGCACGUGUAGCUAAUGAGAUGGAUGUUCGAUUGGGCCAAGAAGUAGGAUAUACCAUUCGUUUUGAAAACAACACUUCUGAGAAAACCGUAAUUAAGUAUUUAACUGAUGGAAUGCUUUUAAGAGAAUUUUUGACUGAGCCAGACCUUGCUAGUUACUCUGUGAUAAUUAUAGAUGAAGCACAUGAACGAACCCUUCAUACUGAUAUCCUCUUUGGCCUUGUGAAGGAUAUUGCUCGAUUCCGACCCGAUUUGAAAGUUUUGGUUUCUAGUGCUACUAUUGAUGCAGCCAAGUUUUCCUCCUACUUUGAUGAAGCACCAGUCUUUUAUGUUCCGGGACGGCGGUAUCCUGUUGAUAUUUACUAUACUCCACAGCCAGAGGCAAAUUAUAUACAGGCAGCUAUAACCACUAUUUUACAAAUCCACACAACUCAACAAGCCGGUGAUAUAUUAGUCUUUUUGACUGGUCAGGAUGAAAUAGAAGUUAUGUCUGAAAAUAUUCAAGAGUUGUGUAAGAUUUUAGGAAAGAGAAUACCUGAAAUCAUUCUUUGUCCAAUUUAUGCUAACUUACCCUCGGAGUUGCAAGCAAAGAUAUUUGAACCCACACCGCCUGGUGCUCGGAAGGUCGUUUUGGCUACAAAUAUUGCAGAAACUUCUAUUACUAUCGAUGGUGUAAAUUAUGUAAUCGAUUCUGGAUUUGUUAAACAAAACAUGUAUAAUCCGAGAACGGGGAUGGAAAGCUUAGUUUCCGUCCCCUGCUCUCGUGCAUCUGCUGAUCAGCGUGCUGGACGUGCUGGUCGAGUUGGACCCGGUAAAUGCUUUCGUCUCUAUACUCGUUGGACUUACAAUAAUGAGCUUGAUAUGGUCACCUCGCCGGAGAUUCAAAGAACUAAUUUAACAAAUAUAGUCUUGCUUUUAAAAUCAUUGGGAAUUAAUAAUUUACUUGAUUUCGAUUUUAUGGAUCCACCACCUCCGGAAACUUUGAUGCGAUCAUUGGAGCUAUUAUAUGCACUUGGAGCUUUAAAUAAUCGAGGUGAACUUACGAAAUUGGGAAGACAGAUGGCAGAAUUUCCUACUGACCCUAUGCUUUCUAAAUCGUUGAUAGCCUCCGCAAAAUAUGGAUGUGUUGAAGAAGUUCUUUCUAUAAUAGCUAUGCUAGGUGAAUCUGCUUCGCUGUUUUAUCGACCAAAAGAUCGAAUUAUGGAGGCUGACAAAGCCAGGAUGAACUUCGUACAACCUGGGGGUGAUCACCUAACAUUAUUUCGUAUAUGGAAUGAGUGGGUAGAUACAGAUUUUUCCUAUCAGUGGUCACGGGAAAACUUUUUACAGUACAAAAGUUUAUGUAGAGCUCGUGAUGUCCGAGAUCAACUUGCAAACCUCUGUGGUCGAGUUGAGAUUGAAUUGACAACUAAUUCUGCAGACUCAUUGAUGCCCAUUCAAAAGGCGAUAACUGCAGGAUAUUUCUCUAAUGCUGCACGCUUGGAUCGCACAGGAGAUUCAUAUAGAACCGUUAAGAGCAAUCAAACAGUUUAUAUUCAUCCAAGCUCUACCUUGGUUGAGAAGAAACCAAAAAUCAUUAUUUAUUACGAACUUGUGUUGACAAGUAAAGAAUAUUGUCGACAAGUUAUGCAAAUUCAGCCAGAGUGGUUACUGGAAAUAAGUCCUCAUUACUUCAAACCUGAGAAUAUUGAGGAAAUGUACAAAAGCAAAAAGAGAAGAUAAUUAGAUCUGCUUUCUUAUAUGAGAUUUCAUAAGCAAUUCAAAAACGGGAUUUUACGGUUUGGUAUGUUUUAUGAAAAGUUUAAUUUUUCGUAUUUAAUAAAAUCAUGAGGGUUAUUCAUAUAUUUUUACCAUUA
This is a messenger RNA of Schizosaccharomyces cryophilus OY26, 3476 nucleotides long. Its product is annotated as ATP-dependent RNA helicase Cdc28. NCBI's taxonomy places the organism in Eukaryota, Fungi, Ascomycota, Schizosaccharomycetes, Schizosaccharomycetales, Schizosaccharomycetaceae. The transcript has a single exon. The record is from RefSeq and is a predicted model, not a curated record. Bases 148 to 3342 code for a protein of 1064 amino acids. Gene Ontology annotation, cellular component: catalytic step 2 spliceosome; intracellular anatomical structure. Gene Ontology annotation, molecular function: RNA binding; ATP binding.